GACAGGGUGGACGCAAGGAUGCCAUCCCUUUGGAUGCCCCUUUGGUUUGUGCUGCUAGUUUCGCUGGUUCAAUCAGUGAAUUCGCUGAAAUGCAUAUACUGCAAGAGUGACCUCCACGAGGAGGCUUGCGAUGCCGUUGGGAAGCGGAUAACCUGCACCGAGGAGAACGCCUACGAACACUUCCGCUACCUGCAGCGGCUGAACAAGGACCUGGUGGAACCGCGGCGCAACGAGGGAUAUUCGUGCAUGAAAAUCAAAGUAGGAAACCAUCGACUGGUGAAGGGAUGCAUCUAUUCCAAUCUGCCCGUGUGUGUAGCGUUUCGCAGACGAGCCAAGCCCUGUUCCACCUGCAUCGAUGACGAUUGCAACAGUUUGAAGUAUAGGGAUUUCUACUUGAAUUAAAAACGCGUGUGUGUUACAUAAAAACAAGUGCUACAUUCUAA
Ochlerotatus camptorhynchus is the source of this 443-nucleotide messenger RNA. RefSeq lists its product as uncharacterized. Bases 19 to 402 code for a protein of 127 amino acids. The record is from RefSeq and is a predicted model, not a curated record. Lineage: Eukaryota; Metazoa; Arthropoda; Insecta; Diptera; Culicidae. The transcript is spliced from 2 exons.